AUGAGCGAGGCGACGACGUAUCUCGAGCGAUUCGUGGACAAUCUCGCGGAGGUCCCGGCGGAGUUACAGCGCAUUUUACAGACGAUCGGGGAGCUGGACCAGAGGAACGCGCGGUUGCGAGACGUUGCGCAGGCAAAGGUGGAUGAGUGCGCGUCGGCGCCGAGCCAGAGCUCGAGAGGUGCGCGAAGCGCGGAUGUGGACGCCGUGAACGCGUUGAAGCAAGAGAUCGAGUCGAUUCACAACACCAUGUCGCUGGUGUCGAACGAAAAGGUUCGCCUGGCGCAGAUGGCGCUGGAUUUGGUGAAGGGGAACGCGACGGCGCUCGAUGCCGAGUUAAAGACGUUUCAUAAGGAGUUAGAGGAUCAAGGAAUCAAUCCCGAGGAGGACGUAGACGAUGCAUACGCCGUAGCGGCGGCGCAUCACGCGCACAAGCACCAAAGGCAUUACCAACAUCAUCAUCACCAUCAUCACCGACCGGCGCCUCAACCUCAACCGAGCGGCCAACCGGUGAGCUCUAUAGACGCCGGCGACCUCGUCGCGGCGAACGUGGGGGCUUUGAAUCAAAGCGCCGGUGGUCAAGAAUGGAUCGUGGCCAAGGUGACGAGAUACUCUCCGUCCGAGGGAGCGUUUGAGAUUGUCGACGCGGACGAAGAGGCGGAGAAGCACGUGUAUCGCUUGCCGCAAAAGUUCGUCAUCCCGCUUCCUAAGACAGCGUCCGUGCGCGAGUCGCAAAACUUUCCCGCGGGGACGAGUGUUCUCGCCGUGUAUCCGAACACGACGACGUUUUACAAGGCGAAGGUCGUACAGCCGGCGAGGAGGCUACCGAACGCCGAGUACAGCGAGUUCGUGUUAGAGUUCGAGGACGACGGCGACGCUGACGGGCAGGCGCAUCGUGCCGUGCCGUUCCGUCACGUCGUUCUCUUCCCAAGGUUGAUGUAG
Molecule: messenger RNA, 939 nt
Organism: Ostreococcus tauri
Lineage: Eukaryota; Viridiplantae; Chlorophyta; Mamiellophyceae; Mamiellales; Bathycoccaceae
Product: Inhibitor of growth protein, N-terminal
Exons: 2
Coding region: 1-939 (312 amino acids)
Cellular component (GO): SAGA complex
Source: RefSeq, a predicted model, not a curated record